AUGGCACCUUACUCUACUCCCCCAAACGAAAAGGCAGAGGUCUUGGAGGCAGAGACAACCCCCAAUCGAUAUCAUGAUGGUACCCAAGUUGGCCGCAUUGAUGCUAUGGCUACAGCACCAGGAGUAACACUCGAGUCUUUUUCUCACCUUGAUGAGAAGAAGAUUCUGCGCAAGAUGGAUAUGCGCUUGAUCCCCAUGCUAGCACUUCUAUAUCUCCUCUCAUUCCUCGACCGAGGCAACAUCGGAAAUGCAAAAAUCGAAGGCCUACAAGAGGAUCUCAACAUGACUCCCGAUCAAUACAACUGGUGUCUUACCGUCUUCUUCUUCACAUACGCCGCUUUUGAAGUCCCAUCCAACCUCCUCCUCAAAAAGCUCCGCCCCAGCGUUUGGCUCCCUAUAAUCAUGAUUGCCUGGGGUGUUGUGAUGACAUUGAUGGGUAUCGUCCAGAAUUACACCGGUCUUCUUGUUGCUCGCGUCUUUCUCGGCCUUACCGAGGCUGGUCUUUUCCCUGGCGUUGCGUACUAUCUUACCAUGUGGUAUUGCCGACACGAAAUCCAAUUCCGACAAGCCCUUUUCUUUUCGGCUGCUUCUAUCGCCGGUGCCUUUAGCGGUCUUCUCGCCUUUGGAAUUGCCAAGAUGGACGGUGUUGGUGGUCUCGAAGGGUGGCGCUGGAUCUUCAUUCUCGAAGGAAUUGUCACUGUUAUUGUUGCCAUCUUUGCCUUUUGGGCUCUUUACGAUUUCCCCGAGACCGCAGGUUUUUUGACUGAAGAGGAGCGUGCCUUUGUUGUUUUCCGACUUAAGUAUCAGGGUCAGCAGAAGGGCGCCGGUCAGAGCCAGUCUCGUGUCGCGCAGAGCGAUGAGUUCAAAUGGGCUUAUGUUUGGGACGCAUUCAAGGAUUGGCAGAUCUGGGUCAAUAUCUUUGUGUACUGGGGAAUUGUUUGCCCGCUCUACGGAAUCAGCCUCUUUUUGCCCACCAUUAUUCGAAAUCUCGGUUACAGUUCGAGUACUGCCCAACUCAUGACUGUGCCCAUCUACAUCACAGCGGCAAUUCUUGCUGUGAUUGUGGCAUGGACUUCAGAUCGGGUUGGAAAGAGAAGCCCGUUUAUCGUGACAUUCCUCUGUGUCAUGAUUGUUGGUUUCUCAAUGUGUAUUUCUACUCACAACCCAAAGGUUGUCUAUGGUGGAGUUUUCAUUGCCGCUUGCGCCAUUUACCCAGCAUUCCCUGGAGUCAUCACAUGGUUAGCCAACAACCUGUCAGGAAGCUACAAGCGGAGUGUCGGUAUGGCUAUUCAGAUCGGUGUUGGCAACCUUGGUGGUGCCAUGGCAUCCAACUUUUACCGGCAAAAGGACGGUCCUCGGUAUAUACUUGGCCAUGCUUUGGAACUUGGCUUUAUUAGCGCAGGAAUAAUCGCCGCUCUUAUCUUGAUAUUUAGCUACAGCCGCAUCAACAAAAGCCGCGAAAGGAGAAUGGCGGCCGGCGAGCAUGAGACCGUGUCGGAAGAAGAGCUUUCAGCCAGGGGAGAUAAGGCUGUGACCUGGCACUGCCCCACUCAACCCCGCCCUCUUCUAUCAAUUUCGGUUGGAUUGUCUGGUAUUGAGAUCAUCAAAACUCAAGCAUCUUCCUCCCAUUACUUUGGAAGUCUAGAAGCAAUGUCACUGUACGUUAGGGAACUCAACAUUAACGACCUGGAACGGUCACUAGUCGUCGAAACUGCUGCGUUUCCACCAGCCGAAGCAGCAACUCGCGAAAAGAUCGAAUACCGCUUGACAGUAUGCCCUGAGCUAUGCAUGGGUCUAUUCCUACGUGCAGGGGCCAGCCUACCAUCACCCAUCCCUCACGACAUACCCUUCGUUGAAGGAUCUGGAUCCAACGACGACGUGCUUCUGGCGCACGUCAUAUCCACCAAAUCCACCAACAAGCCUGUCAGGGACGAAGACAUGGAUUACCCUCCUGACUGGAAGUCUGACCCUCAGGGUGACUAUGAUGUCGGCCACAAGAAAAAUGGAAGAACAAUUGCCCUUCACGCCCUUGCCGUGUCUCCUGACUACCAGAGGUCUGGUUUGGGAAAGGCUAUUAUGCGAGCAUACAUCGACCAAAUGAAGAAGAUGGACGCAGCAGACAGAAUUUCAAUCUUGACGUACGACCGACUUGUGCCUUAUUAUCAAAAGCUUGGGUUCGAGCACUAUGGCAAAAGCGAGUCUGAAUACGCUGGUGUCGCCUGGCACGAUCUAUCCUACAUUAUCUCUGGUUCUUCAUAG
Messenger RNA from Fusarium poae, 2259 nucleotides. RefSeq lists its product as uncharacterized. The transcript is spliced from 10 exons. The coding region runs from base 1 to 2259 and encodes 752 amino acids. Gene Ontology annotation, biological process: transmembrane transport. Gene Ontology annotation, cellular component: membrane. The record is from RefSeq and is a predicted model, not a curated record. Gene Ontology annotation, molecular function: acyltransferase activity, transferring groups other than amino-acyl groups; transmembrane transporter activity. NCBI's taxonomy places the organism in Eukaryota, Fungi, Ascomycota, Sordariomycetes, Hypocreales, Nectriaceae.